Messenger RNA from Paramecium sonneborni, 1014 nucleotides. The record is from the annotation of a GenBank genome assembly. Lineage: Eukaryota; Ciliophora; Oligohymenophorea; Peniculida; Parameciidae.
AGUUAAGAGAUGUAGUAUUAAUUAUCAAACUCCUUCCAAUUCUCAUGUCAAUUUAGCCUUAAGAAUAUAUAGAGUCCCUACUUUGAAUGCCCAUAAUCAUUUGAAUUAAGUAAAAACUAAUAUGAGUAAUGGAUUGGAAUUUGGAGUGGUGAUAUAGCCUACAGUUAUGCUUCUCAAUUUGUUUUGGGAUACACAUACAAUGUUAAUUGGUAUAAUAAUUGGCUCGGUUUAUCAAUCUUGGCAUCAUAGCAUAUGAAUUCGCAAGAGUCAGGAAUUGUAUUCAGAUUCAACUAUACUGUUUAAAGAAAAACUUUUGAUGUUUACAGAAACAGAAACCAUAAAUUCCUAUCCAAUUUGAGCUAAGUUUUGAGAUUCCAAAUCCACAUACUUGCAACAAUGGUGACUGGUACAAUGAUAUAUCUACAUCAUUCUUCCAUGUUUGUAUUUCAGGCAAAUAAAGAGUAUAAUAGGAAUCAGUAGCUCUUUAUGGUAUAUUCUGCCAAGAAACUUAUCCUGCAUAUACUGAUGAUGUAUCGUAAAAGUGUAAAAGAAAUGGCAGAUGUUUCAAUUUGGCCUAAUGGAAGAUUACAAAUUUCAGGAGAGAAUGUAACAAUAUAAUAUGAAUACAUAAACUUUUACAUAGAUUCUGAUGUUUGUUUUUGGAUUCAUUAAGAAAAUAAGAAAAUUUUGUAAAAAUUUGUAAAUUAUAAAAUUAGCCAGUUUUAAUGGAUUAUUUUGUUUGUCUCAUGCAAGGGUUGGUUUUUAAUAAGAUGGACAAUAAAGAUUCAAUUAUAGUUUAUCCAAUAUAUUCUAUUUUGGAAAAAAGCAAAUUAAGAUUUUUUCACUUUUUAUAAUGAAGGGAAGAUAAUAGCUGAUAAUACGAUCAACUUGAGGUUUAAGUUUUAAAUUUCUAAACACACAAAAAAAUAAUUGUAGAUUCAAAAGAUUUAAUUAUCACAUCCUUUCAAAUAAUUGAAAAUAAGGAUGAGAUGCAUAAAUAUUAAAAUGGAAUGA